Messenger RNA from Medioppia subpectinata, 440 nucleotides. The record is from the annotation of a GenBank genome assembly. Lineage: Eukaryota; Metazoa; Arthropoda; Arachnida; Sarcoptiformes; Oppiidae.
GGGAUGCGAGACUGAUAUCCAGACAUUACUUAAAGGCUUAACAAAUAUUUUGAUUCACAUUUAUUAAGCAAGUUAUUAAAAAGUUUUUUGUAUAACAAUGAAAGCUAUCAUCUUCGCAUUGGUGUGCGUGGCCGCACUCGUAUGUGCUGUAGCGGCCGACUACCGGUCCACCGUGAUACUAGGACGCGUGCAACCGCUAAUCCGCGAGUACGAGGGCCACUACACCCGGUACAGGAGCACAAACGCCCGGUUGGCCCAGCGAUUGAACAACGAGCUGACCCAAUUGCGUACACUGGAGCGCGACCUGAACCGGGCCAGUCGUAACCUGGACUUCAAGGCUUACAACGCCUACGAGCGCCGCUAUCAGCGCCACCAACAGAGACUUAGGGAACUGUUGAGCACAUAGAGUGACCACUUGUCAUGAUUUGUUAAAACACGUG